UUUCGACGAGAAGCUGCAUUAUGGGCACGCUUCGUCCACGACAAUAUCGUCCCACUUUAUGGAACGACGGAGGGGUUCGGGUCAACCACAGCCCUGGUCUCUCCGUGGUUUCCGGACGGCACGCUGCUCCAUCUGAUCACGGAACAGGGUGCUACAUUAACCAUUAGGUCCAAAUUGAAGCUGUUCAUCUUCUUCACAUUAAAUUACGCUCACUCAAAAAUCCAGUCCAACAUUUUGGUAGAUAUCCAGGGUGGAGAAUAUAAGGCUUGCCUGACGGACUUCGGUGUUUCGAAUGUCCUCGGCGGGCCUUUAAAAGAUCGUGUGGUUGAAGGAUCAACUGUUAGGCCUGGUGUAAUCAGAUGGACUGCGCCUGAGUUGCUCAGGCCACAUGGUAACCCUGCCGAUCUCAAACCGACCACGCAGAACGACAUGUAUUCCUACGGUCGUGUCAUGUUUCAUUUGUUGACUCUGAUCAUUCCUUGGUAUGAUAUUGACGAGCACCAAGUCGUUCAAAAAAUCCUUAGCGGAGAGGAGAUCCCGCGUCCUGAGACAUCCGAUGCGACGUCUCACGUCACGGACGCUCGCUGGAGUCAGAUCGAGCAGUGUUGGUCGGUUGAUCCAUCUGCUCGUCCAUCUGCCUUGAUGGCCAUGGACUUUUUAAAGAUCGAACUGGAGGCUGUGACAGACGACGUAAGUUCACGACUAGUUUUGUCACGCAAUUGCCGAGUUUCUCAUGCUCACAGUACGUCUUUGUUGGCGAGGUACACGAACAUCAUAAUAUCCCAUCCUUGGACGUGGUAA
Molecule: messenger RNA, 801 nt
Organism: Suillus clintonianus
Lineage: Eukaryota; Fungi; Basidiomycota; Agaricomycetes; Boletales; Suillaceae
Product: kinase-like domain-containing protein
Exons: 3
Biological process (GO): signal transduction; protein phosphorylation
Cellular component (GO): cytoplasm
Molecular function (GO): protein kinase activity; ATP binding
Source: RefSeq, a predicted model, not a curated record